Molecule: messenger RNA, 543 nt
Organism: Penicillium salamii
Lineage: Eukaryota; Fungi; Ascomycota; Eurotiomycetes; Eurotiales; Aspergillaceae
Source: the annotation of a GenBank genome assembly
AUGUUGGCAUUUUUCCUACUUGGAAGUGUUGUGGCCUACAACUUGGUCAUGGUGAUCUACCGACUCCAUUUCCACCCAUUGAACAAAUUCCCGGGACCCCGCUUAGCCGCCGCAACAGGACUGUAUGAGGUCUAUUUUUCAGUUUGGGGUACCAACGGAUUCAAUGAUGAGAUUGAAGAAAUGCACCAAACAUAUGGCCCGGUGGUUCGCAUUACGCCCGAUGAAGUGCAUGUUGAAGAACCGACCGGAACUCGCUCUGUAGACCGGUGGAUCAAAGGGACACGGACACUGCAGACUUACGGACACUCGCGCAAGUUCCAGAUCAAGCGGCGAUCCAUCUCCCGAAUGCGAUCGAUGCUACGGGUGGAGAUCAACCAGAUCAUCAGUGGGCUGGUUGAGAAGCAUUUGGUGCAUCGGGUGGCUAGCACCAAAUUGCGACCGUUGAUGCGCAAUAGAGUUUGGACAGUUGGAGAGAGUGAUCUAGAAGACGGCGAUCAGGCGUUUAACGUUUCCCAAUUACCGCCCUCUGAAAUCAAGGCCUGA